AUGUCACCCCGGAGCGUCAAGGUGGCCGUCACCCAGGCGGAGCCCGCGUGGAUCGACCUGCCGGCCGCCGUCGAGAAGACGUGCGCCCUCAUCGCCGAGGCGGCGUCCAACGGCGCGCAGCUGAUCGCGUUCCCCGAGUGCUGGAUCCCCGGAUACCCGCUGUGGAUCUGGAGCCGGCUCAUCGACUUCGACCUCAACGUCCGCUACAUGCAGAACUCGCUGCGGCUCGACUCGCCCGAGAUGGCGGCCAUCCGGGCGUGCGCGAGGGCCAACAACGUGGCCGUCUCGCUCGGCUUCUCCGAGAACGACAACAACUCGCUCUUCAUCGCGCAGGCGCUCAUCGGGCAGGACGGGGAGCUCAAGGUGCACCGCCGCAAGAUGAAGCCGACGCACAUGGAGCGCACCGUCUUCGGCGACGCGUCGGGCCACUGCCUGAAGAGCGUGGGCGACCUGUCCUUCGCCCGCGUCGGCUCCCUGGCGUGCUGGGAGCACAUUCAGCCGCUGCUCAAGUACAACACCAUCGCGCAGAGGGAGGACAUCCACGUGGCGGCGUGGCCGAGCGUCACGCCGCAUUCCGGCGACGGUCCGGAUAUGUGGUCGAUGAGCGCGGAAGGCUGCCAAACGCUCUCUCGGACGUACGCCAUCGAGGCCAGCGCCUUCGUCCUCCACAGCACGGCCUUGAUAUCCCAACGGGGCGUCGACACGCACAACAGCUCCGGCGGCGCCAUCAUGUGCGCCCCCGGCGGCGGCACCUCGGCCGUCUUCGGCCCGGACGGCCGGCGGCUGACGGAGCCCGUGGACGAGACGACCGAGGCCAUCAUCUACGCCGACCUCGACAUGGACGCCAUCCACCGGGCCAAAAUGUUUGCCGACUGCACGGGUCACUACAGCAGGCCGGACCUGCUGCGGCUCGUCGCCGACAGGGAGAUCAAGGUGCCGGUGGGGCCGGAGGGGGAGGUUGCAAAGGAGUCGAGGGAUAGGGAGGAGGAGGUGGUUCUGGGGCUUUGA
This is a messenger RNA of Colletotrichum higginsianum IMI 349063, 1008 nucleotides long. Its product is annotated as Aliphatic nitrilase. The record is from RefSeq and is a predicted model, not a curated record. NCBI's taxonomy places the organism in Eukaryota, Fungi, Ascomycota, Sordariomycetes, Glomerellales, Glomerellaceae. The transcript is spliced from 2 exons. The coding region runs from base 1 to 1008 and encodes 335 amino acids. Gene Ontology annotation, molecular function: catalytic activity.